Molecule: messenger RNA, 2590 nt
Organism: Linum trigynum
Lineage: Eukaryota; Viridiplantae; Streptophyta; Magnoliopsida; Malpighiales; Linaceae
Source: the annotation of a GenBank genome assembly
GUCGUUCGCUUCAAGAUCAAGAUAGACUACGGACAGGCGACCAUGGGUGGCUUGUGAAUGAUUCGUAAUCACUAUAUCACUGUGAGGCCAUGGAGAAGGAGUUUCAAUCCAAAAUUUGAGGAGGUAGCUACUACCCUUGUAUGAGCUCGUCUGCGAGAGUUACCAGUAGAAUUCCUUAAUCGUGAAUCUGUGGAAAGAAUAGCUUCGCGGAUCGACCGAGUUCAUUAAACCGAACAACGACGCCGAGAGCUAAGACCAAGUUCGACCUAGUUUGCAUGAAGAUAGACCUAAUGAAACCUCUUCUAUGACAGUUCAAAAUCGUGGAAGGAACAUACUACGUGGAAUACGAGGGAAUCCACAAUGUCUGUACAAAUAAUUGUGGGGUAUAUGGCCACUCAAAAACCACAUGCCCGAUGUUGAGGAAAACACCCAUGGAGUCUCCAGAGGUAAGAUUACCCACACCUCCACCGGCUGACCAAUAGAAGAAGGCAUAGGAGAAUGGAUUAUGGUGAAACCAAAGAACAAACAAUCAGACACAAAGACUGCUCAUGUAGAGGAACGACCAGUCUCGAAUUUACAUGGGAAGAACACCAUGUAGCCGACAGGGUCCCGUUUCACAGCCAUAGUCAUCGAGGAUUUGUCACCAAUGGAGGAGGAGGAAGCAACAGGUGGGAAACAUGCACAGGCCAUUCCUAGUGCUUCGGUAAUUGUACCAGAGAAGCAAUUCACGGCGGCUACUACCUUUUCAAUUGGUGUUCCAUCCUCCUCAUCGAGUGGACAACUGGUCGAGACUAGAGGACUGACUCCCGAGUUGUCGGCCAAGCCUGUGACUGUCGCUAGGCAGGAGAAAAUCAUACCACUAAAAGGCUUGGUUAACGUCCCUAUCCAACAGGUGGUACAGGUAGUAAGCAAUGGACUCGGACUCCAAUCUACUACUUCCCCAAUGUUGGGUAAAGGACCCUUAAAGAAGGGCGGCUCCAACAAAGCACCUCCCCAAUCGAAGAACUAGAAGACUCCCAAGCAUGGGGAGGGUAUCACCAACGAGCGAGUUUAUCCUUCUUUCCAAGGACAGAGCGCCGAGAAAAAAACCUAGAGCACUACCACUGUGGCCCCAGAGAAGAUGAAGUUGGGAGGGAAACCUCACACGAGCCUGACGUCCGUCCCCAGGAGAGUCUCCUCCUCUUUGCUAGUUUCGUUUUUUUUCUUUUGUUAUUAUGUUGAACAUUUUAUCUUGGAAAUGCCAAGGGGCAGGUAGUGACAAAUUUUUAGGUUACUUGGGAAUUUAUGUGCCUCUACAAGGCCGUACUUGGUGGUCAUUGUAGAACCAUGUAUUAGCGGGGAUACAGAUAGGGAGGUGAUCCAUAAAACUGGUUAUGAUGGGUAUUUAAUCAUGGAUAUGGUUGGUUUUUCAGGUGGUAUCUGGGUGCUAUGACAUCGUCACUCUAUUUAGGUGACGGCGAUAACCGAAUGAGAGCAGAUAAUUCACUUUACUUGUGUCAAGCACGACAUAGAGAGUGCGAUUGUAGUAUCUGCACUAUAUGGAAGCCCAAACACUGCCCUUUGACAUCAAUCGUAGAAUAAGAUCGAUGGUAUAUCUAGGCAGAUGACCAUACUUUAGAUACUUAUUGGUGAUUCUAACUCCAUUAUGAGGUCGACUGAUCGAUACGGAGGGGUACCCUAUCAAGAGGCUCGUAUGAGGUCAUUCAUGAUGUGUGUUGAUAAAAAUGGCUUAUUAGACAUUAGCUUCACAUGGCACAAGGGGCUCUCCACCAGCACCUUGAUAGAGCUCUUUGCAAUAAGCAAUAGAUGACAAGACACCCACAGACGAUCACGCUCCAUCUUGAGAAGGUGGGUUCCGACCAUAGGUCAAUUCUCUUGAUGGGGGAUGCACAGACUACCAACUCAGGGCACAAACCCUUCUACUUCUUGUAGGCCUAGCUAGCCCAUGAAGACUUUGGUCGAGUUCUCAAGGAUCACUAGUCGCAGGGAGAGAAUUUCAAUUAGUCCUCAAAGGCUCUCACAACCGAGUUGCAUGUCUGGAACAGGAAAACCUUUGGCCAUAUUCUCCAUCGCAAGAGACUACUUGUGUGGAGACUACGAAGAUUGGAGGAAGAAAAUGAGAGGGGUGGCACCCCUUACUCCCAGGCUAAAUAAAAGGAAGUAAGACAUGAGCUUGGAUCCACUAUAUGGCAAGAACACCUUUUCUGGUUUCAAAAAUCCAGUUGUUAGUGGGUGGCAGAAGGCGAUAGAAAUAUGUGUUACUACCACCUAUCCACGUUCAAGAGGAGGAGUUUCAAUCAUAUCUGUGGCCUUAAAGACGACCAGGGAAAUUUGGUUUUUGAGGAAGAUUAUCUUUGCAAGUUGGCUAGAGAUUUCUAUGCUACCCUAUUCCGAGCAGAGUUCGGCCUAGCGCCCAAGCUGCCGACAGCCUUCAAAACAAUUUAGAAGGACACAAGGGAUCACACGAGAGGAAACAUGGGCUACAAUAAAAAUCAUGGGAGGAUUCAAAGCACCUUGAAAAGACGAUUACCCACCUAUCUUUUACCAUAAAUUUGGAAAGUGGUGUUGUUAAUGAAACUUUGCUGGUGUU